UUUGAUACUGUCAAAACAGCAGUCAUUGUCACCUAGUGUUUUUAUGCAAGAACUCCCUCAUCUGGACGAUCACAGUUGUCCCAUCAACAAUUACUCUAGACUUACUCUACUCUAAUGAGAUAAUUUGCUGGAUCGCAUCAGUCUUAACCAAAGUGAAUUAUCGCACACCAUUUCUAUCCAGUCUGUUGAGUUCCAAAAUUCAGCUGGUGGGCAUAUUCUAAGAGCCCCCAUUCCCCCAUAUUAUGACAAUAUAUUCGUUUAAAAUUGGAAGCUUCUUUCUUUUUGUGAUCCAUUCUGUGUAGGGAUUGGAAACAAAUCUGUUCGCACCUGAUCUAAACUUGAAUUCUAACCCGACUGCAGAAACGUGUCAUGAAAUGAGCAUAUCGAAACAGAAAUCCACUAUUAGAAAAAAUUGCCUAGCCUAUGGAAUACCUUUCGAAGCUUCAAAGAAUGAGAUGACAACGCCUUGAAUAACGCGUUCUAGUCUUUAAGCUUUUCUCCCUUUUAAAGGCAAGCACUCACAGAGGAUUGCGCAACUAAUGAAGAUUUACUCUGCGCGUGUUGCUCGGUACAUAUUUUUUAUGCAUUAGACUUUGAAUUUGCCCGCUUAUGUUUACUUAAUAACUUUGAGAAGUUUUAUCAGUAUACACCGCCCUAAAGACCUGGUGUGUUUGUACUGCCUCUUUAUUCCACUCCAAAUAUGCGUGCACGUUUGUGUUUCAGGACUUUCAGAGAGUAUAAGAGCUCAGUGGGAGACGCUGUUGCGCAAAAGUCAUGUUUAAUUCCUGACCGGGUCAUUGUGUCUUGUUCGUAGGCUGUGCACUUUACACUGACAUUGUAUGUCUGCACGCAAUUUAUCAGGGAAACCUUCAUAAAACCUAAUGGAGAGGGGCGGGGAGUUGGUGGUAACCUGUGAUUGAAACAUCUUGAACUCUUCCUUAUUUAGCUGAGAUUUAUCUUAACCGUGGGCUAGAUCACCCCAACCCACCCCUCUCCCCCAUUGUCCUCUUGUAACAUCGUUUAAAUGAUAUGUGAGAAACUGAAGCGUACUGAAGCGUAAUAAAUAUAUUGCAGACUUUGAGACUUGAGUUAGGUGAUAACUCCAGAAUGUCUUUAGCUGAGAUUUGCGGAAGAGCAAAAAUUAAUUCGAGGCACAGGGACGUGUCAUUAAGUACUUCUUACAAUAAUUAUGAGGAAAGGAUACCUUUCGUGGAUGUUGGGCUACGCUCAUCGGAUGUGAUUAGGCCUUGUUACUACAUAUUACAGAUUCUCGGCAUGUGGAAGCCCUCCAACGUGAAAUUUGAAUUCGCCUGGCGGGUUUAUCGCGGAUUUGUGUUCUUUUUGUGGUUAGGAUCUCUUGCAGCUGUUAUGUGUUUGGAUUUUAUACAUUACGGCUUUAAAAAGGAAACGAUUCACAUGGGUGAAAUUAUGAACAGUGUUCCAACAUGCCUCAAUUUGCUGUGUCCGUUCAUUUUCACCGUCUAUUAUUUUAACCGUGGCCAGUUUUUGGAGCUCGUUUACAGCGUACAAAAUGUCUCACAUGAAUGGCAGCAGAAGUUAAACCGUAUUGCUCGAUGGUAUACCUUAAUGUCUGCAUCUCUAUGGGCUCUUGGAGCCGUAUUUUUCAUAAUUCACUGGCUUCCUUUCUUCUCUGAAUUGUGGCACUAUGCAGUCUACAUAACCGUUGUUGUGUAUGCUACAGGCUGGUGGGCAACGUGGCUCAGCGUUUAUGGAUUUGUUUGCCAUGUUCACAGUUUACAAAUUGAUACUGUUAUAGAACAAAUGAAGUCUCAUGAAUUAAAACCAACAGAAAUUCUGAAAAAACACCAUCAAUUACAAACCUCACUGGAAACAACACAGACAGAUUUCAAUAUAGUUAUUUCUUUUGCUUUAGCAUACCAUGUGGUAGAUGUGAUCACUUUUAGCUUUGCUUAUUUCAGUUCUUCAUUUGGUGAAAAUUAUAAACUCUGGCAAUAUGCGGGUGGUGUUCUUUUUGAUUUGGUAAGCAUUGUUGUCAAACUGUACCCCCCAUCGGUAGUUGCAGCCGCGGUUCAUCGCAUAGUUGUGCAAGCCUCAAAGCGAUGUCAGUUAAAGGUGACCUCCUGGACAGCAGAUCUACCUGUUGAAGAUAUACAAUUAUUCCAGUAUAUGGCAUUAUGUGAGUCAGACAUGGGUCUUAAAAUCCUUGGAAUUCGCAUCACUGUAGAUCUGACAAUGAAGAUUCUUAUGACCCUUAUGACUGGUGCCGUAUCAUUUGUAGCAUUUGUUAUUCCAAAGCUUCAGUAAGGUUCACCCAUAUAAUGACCAUGAUGCAUAAAACUGCUGAACUCAGACACUUGUCACUUGGGAGAACUUUCUGAAAUCCUAUGGGAAAGGCUAUGAAACAAGCAUCCAUGUCUCUUGAUAGUAUUAACUUAGUGCAGGCAUACUGAGCAUUGGCUGAUAUUUUUUUAAAUCCCAAACGAAGGUAUCCCAAGCUGAUGAACCAAGAAAAGCAAAAAAUAAACUAUUUAUCUAUCCAUGAAAGAGAAAUUUGUUGUGAGUCAACAUGACUUUCUUUGGACCAUAUGAGGAACCAAAGGCAACUUAGCUAUAGAUGAGAAUGUUAUGAGGAAUGAAAUAUUGUCAACUUGGAAUGCUUUAUCAAGUGAAACAAGAGCCCCUUUAACUCAAUGCAAUGCCUGUGGAACAAUUGGAAACCAUCAAAUCUGGCCCUUUUGCAAGGCACCCCUUGGAAUCCUUGUUUACAUUGUACCCACUAGGUUCUCACAGUCCUAACCUCAUUUUCAAGCAAAACAUGCAAUUCUUCAUGCUCAGUGUCAGACCUGGACUCUCAGAUCAAACCUGUUUAUACACUCAGCUUCUGAAAUUUGCACUUGGUGUGCAGAUCCAUUAUGCUUUACUGUGGGCUUUCUAUCAGUGCUGAAGUCAAGCAUUGGUGAAAUUCACCAAUAGACACAACUCAAAUGAAAUAUUUUAGUUUUUUUCUUUUAUUCAUUUUGAAUAUAAACAGCAGAGGUUUCUCUAGGCAAUGUGGUUUUGUUGGAAAUCAUAGCCCAAGUAAGACCACUUAAUUCAGAGUGAAAUGACUCAAAGAAUGGAAACCUUUGGAGUAAUUAAGGAGUACCCCCUAGGCUAGGUAAAUAAAAUAUAAUUUCUUGAACAAUUACUUAGGCAGGAAAACUGAUACCUCAAGGGAGGAUAUCCUUUUGAAUAAAAGAGAAGGAAUUCUGACAACACUGGAGACUCAUUUAUUUCAUGCUCUUUAUCACAUAGCCUAACAAACAAUAGAUGAGGAGCUUAAGAUCUCUGGUUGAUAAAUCAGGGCGACACCCAAAUCAACCAUCCUGCAUAUCAAGAAAUAAUAAUUUAAUAUUGUUUGAGAAAAUUCUACUGGCUGUUUUAAAAUUGUCUUCAUUUUAUUUUGUUCAAAUUCACACUCUAAGGCCACACUUUCUACUUAUGUUAGAUGAGAUGGCAAGUAAGGCAGUCAAUCAGAUUGAAGCAUUUGUGAUAAAAUGCCAGAAGAUUUAUGCUCAUGUGCAUUAUCUUACUGUCUUAGUCAUAUUGCUUUAUUUUGUAAAUGCAUUUGAGAAUUUUAAAUACUUUCAUUUCUUGAGUAAUUUAAUAAUUAAAAUUUAUUUAUCAAUUUAUCGAGAUGAAAGAUGCAAGAUAAUAAACUGGAGUUCCAUCUUUUAUUCACAAUGCAUUGAAUCCUAAGAAAAUACUCCUCAGCCUUAUUUAAUUAUUAAAUAUUUACGACUCUUUCGUCUCUUUAGACUAUGGCUGAACUUGUCAUUUGAUUAAGAAUAUAAACAUACGGCAGAAAAGGAACCAUUCCUAUAUUCUAACAACUCAAUUUAAAGUUCCACAUCUACAAAUAGGAUUCUGCACAUUCACAAUUUUCCCUAUAAUGAAUGAAUCAUGCCAAAACAUAUUUCAAUCUUCAAAAUCUUUAAUGCUAUCACAAAAAAUUACUCCCCCCCCCUUCAAAUCAGAAAAAGGUCAAUCAUUAACACAUCAGCAAAGAUUA
Messenger RNA from Pocillopora damicornis (cauliflower coral), 4033 nucleotides. RefSeq lists its product as uncharacterized. The record is from RefSeq and is a predicted model, not a curated record. NCBI's taxonomy places the organism in Eukaryota, Metazoa, Cnidaria, Anthozoa, Scleractinia, Pocilloporidae.